GUGUGGGCAGGCUCAGGCGGGCUGGGGUUUGGGAGGUUUGGGUGAACCUGGGAAGACCCCUAACUUUCCUCAUGUUAGGGGAUCCAUAUCUGUCAGCAGACGAGCCAUAGAAACCAGGAAAUCCCCAAGCUCCAGUGAGCUGCUCUGAAAUGACUUCGCUGAGCUAAACGCUGGUGACAUGCAGUUGACCUCAGUUUACAAAGUAUUUAAAAAUGUUGCCAAAAAUUAUGAUAUAAUGAACGACGCCAUGAGCCUCGGCAUUCACAGGUUAUGGAAAGAUGCACUGAUUCGUAUGAUGAACCCACUGCCUGGAACAAAGCUGCUUGAUGUGGCUGGAGGAACAGGGGAUAUAGCCUUUAGGUUCAUGGAUUAUGUAAGAAUGCAGCAGGAAAGACAGAGUCGACAAGCAGUAAAAUCUAACCAGAGCCCAUCAUGGCAACAAAUCAGUGACUUCUAUCAACAGCAGAAUAAAUCAGAUUCUGAUUUGGGAUCAAAGGCAGUCAUCUGUGAUAUCAAUAAGGAAAUGUUAAAAGUUGGGAGGCAAAAAGCAGAACAGUUGCACUAUUCUGAAGGUCUGUCCUGGGUGGUGGGAAAUGCAGAAGAGCUGCCGUUUGACGAUGACAAGUUUGAUGUUUAUACAAUUGCUUUUGGAAUUAGAAAUGUCACUCAUAUUGAUCACGUGCUGCAAGAGGCCUAUCGUGUUUUGAAGCCAGGUGGAAGAUUCAUGUGUUUGGAAUUCAGCAAAGUACAGAAUCCAGUCAUUUCCAGGUUGUAUAAUUUGUACAGUUUUCAAGUGAUACCUGUGCUGGGUGAGGUCAUUGCUGCUGAUUGGAAAUCCUACCAAUACCUAGUAGAAAGUAUCCAACGGUUUCCUGAUCAGGAGGAGUUCAAAGCAAUGAUUGAAGACGCAGGGUUUUACCGGGUGGAAUACAGCAACAUGACAUCAGGGAUUGUGGCUGUUCACUCUGGAUUUAAGCUCUAAAUUUGAAGUGAUGGAAGUAAAAUAGACUGCUGCCUGCUGCGAGACCCUGCUUUCAUUGUCUCAGAUGCAAGAUUACAGAUAGUUUGUGAGUGAUCACAUUGCACUGCCAAGAUGCUGUAAUACUUCCAGCUGUGCAAUUAUCAGUAAGAGUCAAGGGGAUUGUGCUGCAUUAUAGUCUUACUUGUUUUAAAGUGUAAACACGCGGGUGCAUGUCUGCUCCAGUUAUAUACAUGUGUUUUCCUCUGUGAGGAUGUAGCUCCAGUAUCUUCAAAGUUAUGGUAAUAAUCAGUGUAUUAAACCCUAAGGCGUGAAGGAAAUAUGUUUGCCACUGAUAUUCAAACUUUGCCAGCAGAAGUGGUUAUUAAACUAGGCUGCCAAAUUUAUGUACUUCUAUUUAAGAAAUCAAGGAUUUAGCAUUUCGUAUUUUCACUGAAAUAUACUGGAUAGAAUCUGUUGUAUUUUUUUAUCUGCUCUUUCAGCAAGGAAAAGACCUUAAUCUAGUUUCAUGUCAACAAAAAUACAUUUCUCUCUGUGCAUCUUAAAAACCUAAAGUAAACUCUUCAGGAUUUCAUACCAGCAAGCAUUUCCAUUUGCAUCAUUGUGAAAAUAAGUGGUCUGAAGCAAAUGUUUAAACAAAAACACAGAAUCAAAGUGAGACAGGGCAAAUGUCCCACAGUUUCCUUUUUCAACUGAACCUCACCCGUUAUUGCCCUAAGAAGUUAGUGUCUCAGUAGCCUUUAUAGGAAACCCCUCUUUGCAAUGGGAAUCCAUAGUUAUAAUUGACAAGACCAACGUUUGGUUCCAGCACUAAAGAACAUGGCAUACACUAUUCCUCAGUAAUGAACAGGUUAUGUCAUUGUAAUUCUGAAAUGGAGACUAUGUGCAUUUUGUAUGUUUAGUUCUGCGGUGUAGAGUUUGAUUUUUGUGUGUGGUGGGCAUUUGUCUAUACACGAUUUGCAGGAUUGACCGAACCUAUUUAAAUGUUCUAAUGGUUGAAUAAAAGACUCUUUCUAGUUGGA
Hemiscyllium ocellatum (epaulette shark) is the source of this 2001-nucleotide messenger RNA. It is a transcript of the gene coq5, whose product is annotated as coenzyme Q5, methyltransferase. Gene Ontology annotation, molecular function: methyltransferase activity. Bases 179 to 982 code for a protein of 267 amino acids. The transcript is spliced from 7 exons. The record is from RefSeq and is a predicted model, not a curated record. NCBI's taxonomy places the organism in Eukaryota, Metazoa, Chordata, Chondrichthyes, Orectolobiformes, Hemiscylliidae. Gene Ontology annotation, biological process: ubiquinone biosynthetic process.